AUGGCUGAGGCCGCGACCCAUUCGCGACCUAUCCCGAGCGGAUGGUCAGACAGCAGUGACGAUGGCAACAACAAUAGGGACGACGCGGCAGCAGGACGGGGCGGUGGCGGUUUCGACGACAGCAGCAGCGACGGCGGCUGGAGCGGUGGCAGGGGGGGUGGCGGCGGCAUGCGGGAGUUCGAGCGGAGCUCGGCCGAGAACACUCGAGAGGCACUGCUCGACAACGACGCUCUGCUGCUCUGCGAGCCUCCUGCCUCGGCGAACGCCGGCAGCGCCGACAACGACGGGAGGCAGACUUCUCCGUUGUCGCCCCCGCCGCCACCGCCGGUGCCGUUGCGGUAUGUCCCGGGGGACCCUUUCGCCAACGAAGAGGCCGACGUCGGAGCUUGGGCGAAGCACUUCACCUAUCUCUCGGUGGUCCCAACAGAGAGGGGGGAAGGAGGCGACGCGGAGAAGCGGAGCAAUGAUAACGCGGGCGGCGGGUUGUUGGAACGGGGCCCCGUGGCGGAACCUCCUCCUGUGCGGGAUGUGAUGGAGACGGACGAGGAAACGGGCGGAGUUGCGGCUGUUGAGGGGAGUAGAAUACAAGACUUAACACCGGAGGAGGCGGCGGCUGAGCUGGCAGGGCGACGAUUAGAGGAAAUGCCGCAGGGGGAGGAAGUCUUCGCGAGCCACGGCGUGUACGAGGAGUAUCUGGCGUACGACUGCCGACCCCCCGGCUUCGAUGACGUCACUUCUCCGGGCGGAGAAACCAUGGGGCCCGGAGAAGAGGACCCCAGAUUGGCGGCCAAGGGUAGCGGGGCUUGGGCCGUGACCGGGGUUGUUCCGAACGCAAACUCCGCCGUGGGACAGGGGGCGUGGGUGAGCAACAACGCUGCGUCAGAACCACCAGCGCUAGGAGCAAGUACAACGGGGGGCUCGCACCGAGUGGUCGCGAGGCUAGACACGCCGCAGCGUGAACUUAGGCAGGAGAUCAUGGACCGUCUGUUCGACGAGCUGUGGGAACGAAUCACGCCGGACUUGUUGCUGGUUCUUCGGCAGCAGCAGGCGGCGGCCGGUGGCAGGGGAGGAGGGGAAGGGGGGGGGGAGGGGCUCCGCACAGCUACGCGAAAGGACAUGGAGGACUGAUUGGUCGAACUUUCGUGUUUUAGGGCAUUGGACAGACUAGAGGGGGAGGACCAGAGCAUCACGACACCCUCGCAUCACUCAAGUGUAUCCCGCGGUUCGCGAUUGGACAGGCAGUUGCUGAACGCGAGUGACGAGUGAGCGAGAUGGAGAUCUGCAACAAGGGUUGGUUGUCUUCGAGUUUUGUCUUGAUUUCUUGGGUGCAUACAGUACCUGAUCUUCGCGCGCAAUUCGCACGUGCGUGUGAUUUAAAGGGAAAAUGCUACCCAGACGAAAGCCGGAUCUGUCUCGCCCGGGGCACAGGGUGUUAAAACGAUUAAACGAAAACAUGUCACGCGGAUAACGUGUUGAACGCGAAAUGUCGGGCAUCGCAGCAAGCACACCGCGAAAAAAAAAACGCAGCGAAAAUCUCUUUGUUCGUUUUGUGUCUGCUCGCUUUCACCCUCGACUCGAAACACGAUCACCAUGUAAAGCAUGGGGGUACACGUGAUCAUCGCCAUAUCACCAUGUAUCGAGGCACACUUGUUGUGUAGCAGCCAUGCGUUUUAGUGAUAACAAGGCAGAAAUACAGAAACGCCGUCCGAUUUUCUUGCGCUUUGAUGAUGUUCCCAAAAAGAUCGUUCCCAUCCUUGGGAUGGGGAUGCUUCCACUUGAAACAGACUUGUUUCUCGGCAGAUAGACCAACACCCAUAUAGCAGCGACCAUGAUAGCCAGAGAGCGCCCUGUACUCUACAAUCCCCACCAUCAGCAAAGUUCGGACUUCCUCCCCCUGCCUCUCCGCAAAACCACGAAAUAUCCUACGGCAAUCAACUACAACACAACCUUCGGGCCUUGCCUCUACGGGUCAAACUUUUGGUGUGCGGAAAUUUUCUGCUAUCGAACCGACUGGCCAACCAAAGCGAUCGAGCACCAGAUGCGUUGC
Ectocarpus siliculosus is the source of this 2047-nucleotide messenger RNA. The record is from the annotation of a GenBank genome assembly. Lineage: Eukaryota; Phaeophyceae; Ectocarpales; Ectocarpaceae.